AUGGCCGACUCCCCUGAUCAAACCUGCACAACGAGGAAACGCCAGGGAUCAUCUGACAGAAUCAGUGUUCUGCCAGAUGAUAUCGUUGUUCGCAUUUUAUCAUUUGUUUCAACGGAAGAGGCCGUGGCCACCUCCAUUCUGUCCAAAAGAUGGCGUCCUCUUUGGACUUUGGUUCCUAUCAUCGAUCUACCCGAUUUCGAUUUUGACAGCAGCGACAAUCAGGAAAUGUUCAUUGAGUUUGUGAGGAAUGUUUUACGGAUUAACAAAGCAGUUUCUCUUGAAAAACUCCGUAUCCAAUGCAAUCCAGAUUAUGCCUCGUGCGCUCACACAUGUAUUUGCACUGCAACAGAGCGAGACGUGCAAGAAUUGGAUAUCUACUCCUACGAAACAGACACAUUCCAUUUACCAAGGGACUUCUUCAAUCGGAUCAACAUGCUAAAGGUUUUGAAACUGGGUGAUGGAGUUUUGGUAGAUGUUCCUUCCGGAGUUUCCUUUCCAAAUCUCAAGACCCUGCAUCUUUCGUCGGUUAAGUACACGGAUGAUCCUUCUGUUGCCAAUCUUUUCUCUGGUUGCGUAGUUCUUGAGGAAUUGCUUAUAAAAAGAAUUUACAGUAAUGAUGGGAUCCAUAUGAAUGUUUCGAUAUCUACAUUGAAGACUUUGUCCAUAGAGUACGAUUCAGGACUUAGAGACCACUCAUUCGAGAUUAAUGCUCCAGCUCUCGACCGUUUGAAUCUUAAAGAUGUUAUCCUACGAAGGAAUUAUUGGAUGUUUAGACCAGAUAUGCAUGUUCAUUCACGCGAAAACGCAAACAAGCUCUUAAGAGUGUUCUCCGGUGUCAAGUUUCUUUCUUUUACAGUGCUUAACUGGCCCAAUCAACUGGGCCGCGACUGUAAUCCGUUGUUCGUUAAUCUGGUUCGAUUGGAGCUAAAUGUUGGUUUAAAGAACUGGAAUUUGCUAUUGCUCUUCCUGGAAAAUUCUCAUAUUCUUCAAUUUCUUGAACUCACUCUCAGUGAGGGUACUCAGAAUUCGUUUGGCUCUAGAUAUGAAAACACCUUGACACUGCCAAAGCAUGUUCCUAUAUGCUUUCUGUCAAGCCUCGAAACAGUUUGUUUGAGAGCAUUUGAAGAGUCUGAACAUGAGUUGCAAUUGAUAGAAUACAUUUUAACUAAUGCUAGCUUGUUGAAGACAAUGAAGAUCUCUGCCUAUGAUUCCGUGUUGGAAACUUUCCUUGUUGACGAGAAAUUAUCAACGAUCCCAAGGUGCUCCAAGACUUGUCAACUUGAAUUCAAAUGUCAACCAUAUGUUCCAAUCGAGACACCCUUUAUACCUUUUGGUUAGCUGCAUCUUUGGGACUGCCUCGUUCUAUGAACUGGCUUGAACAGGUUCAAAUUACAUCUUUUUUUAUAGGAAGGGCAACCAGGUGGCUGAGAUCUUUAGCUAUUAUACAGUGUACCCUCAGGACUGGUUUUAUUUAUUGCUAUUUUUAUUAUGAAAAAAAUCCUAUGAUAUGUUUGCUAUGGAUAUUCUUAUUAUUCAUUG
This is a messenger RNA of Theobroma umbraticum, 1539 nucleotides long. RefSeq names its product F-box/FBD/LRR-repeat protein At5g56420-like. Gene Ontology annotation, molecular function: protein binding. Lineage: Eukaryota; Viridiplantae; Streptophyta; Magnoliopsida; Malvales; Malvaceae. The record is from RefSeq and is a predicted model, not a curated record.